Closterium sp. NIES-65 is the source of this 8040-nucleotide messenger RNA. Lineage: Eukaryota; Viridiplantae; Streptophyta; Zygnematophyceae; Desmidiales; Closteriaceae. The record is from the annotation of a GenBank genome assembly.
AUGCCACCAGUUGGAGCGCCGGCCGCUGGCGCGGCUCCCGGAGCAGCUCCAGCGACCGCCGCUCCUUCCGGGGGCGGCAACGCUCCGUCGCCGUCCCCGCCUGCUCCCUCGAUGGCGCACGACGACUCCAAAUCGCCCGCCGUCGUGAGGAUCCCGCACCCGAACCACGCGCAUCGCAGCAUUCAUGCACAACGCGCGCACCGCAGCAUUCAUGCACAACGUGCGCACCGAGUCACGACGCUUCCAAUGGGUCGCGGAGCGCCGCCCAUGCACGCGGCGGGUCGCGGGGGGCCUAUAGGCGCGCCUCCCAUUGGCGGUCCCCCGCAGCCUUCCCCCGGCGGCGGUUUGUUGCCCGGGCCUGCAGGCCGCGGACAGGUGAACAUCUCUUUGCGCCUGCUGACUUUCCUCCUCUCGCGUCCCCCUCCUUCCGCUCCUCUCCGCCGUUUCCACCCCGUACCUCCUUUCGCACCCCGUCCUUCCUGCUCUUACACUGUCCUUAUUCACAUCACCCGACACCCGCUCGCCCCUCAUUGCAGUACCAGCCGCCAGGAGCGCCAGGAGCUCCGGGAGCGCCGGGAGCGCCGGGAGCACCGCCGGGCGCGCCAGGCAUGGGAGUGCCGCACCUGCCGCCGGGCCCAGGACGCACUCAGCCACCGCCCCAGCAGCCGCCAGGGCAAGCCCCUCCGGGACAGCAGCAGGCGCAGGGGCAAGGGCCGCCGGGAGCGCCAGGCGCGCCGGGAGCACCGGGCGCACCGGGAGCGCCAGGAGCUCCCGGAGCGCCGGGAACAGCAGCACCAGGGGCGGGGGGACCAGGCGGACCUGCCCCUCCCGGCGCUCCUUAUGGCGCUCGCCCUGGCGGGCCCCCGCUUCCCCCUGGCGCCCCCCCUCAGCCCCACGUUCCCUCCCUCCCUUCUUCCUGCCUCCGUCCCUUUCCCUUUCCUCCUCCUUGUCGCUAGCCUGAUCCUUCCCUCUCUCCCUAGCUCCCUCUUUUCUCCCUCCUGCCCGCAGCCCGCGUCCAACCGUCCGCUUUCCUUUGCUUUCCUGGCUGACUUGCCUUCUCACUUGUCAUGUCAUCGCUCUGGGCACUACGCCUCUCCCCAGCAGCAGUUCCGCCCGCCCUACCCAGGCGCCCCUCCGCCGCGCCCCUUCCCCCCGCUUCCCCCGAACGCUCCGCCCGGCCACCUUCCCCCGUACGGCGCGCAAGGGCACCCCCAACAGUACCCCGGGCAGCACCAGCCGCACCCGCAGUACCCCGGCGCCCCCGGCCAGCCCCCCCAAUACCCCGGCCAGCAGCAGCAGCAGCAGCAGCAGCAGCAGCAGCAGCAGCAGCAGCAGCAGCAGCAGCAGCCGCCGCCGCAGCAGCAGCAGCCGUACCCGUCCUACCCCCCCAUGCCCGGUCACAUGCCCGCCCCCGGAUCCUACCCCCCCCAGCAGCACCCGCCCCAUCAGCAACCGCACUGGCAGGUGCCCGGCGCGCCUGCGCCAGGGGGAGCGCAGGGGGGGCCUGGCGCUGGAGGGGCGCAGGCAGCAGCGCAGGGCGCGCCUGGGGGGGCAGCCCCUGCUGCCACUACUGCUGGAGGGGUGCCCCUCCCCCAGAUGCCACCUCCCGCCACAGCAACACCCGCCCCCGCGGCCACGCAAGCCGCACCUGGGGGAGGCGCAGCUGCUGCCCCAGCGGGCGCUACGGGUACCGGGGGCGGAGCGGCGGCGGAGUGGCAGGAGUACACAACUCCGCAGGGGCGCAAGUAUUUCUUCAACAAGCGCACGCAGCAGUCCAGCUGGGAGAAACCCACUGACCUCAUGACUCCCAGCGAGCGUGCGGACGCCACAACAGUGUGGAAGGAGUUCACGACAGCGGAGGGGCGAAAGUACUUCUUCAACAAGAUCACCAAGCAGAGCACGUGGACCAUCCCCGCUGACCUCAAGCUGGUAGAUGUGCCAGAGUGGUGUUUCUGUGUGUGCCUCAUGAAGCUCACCAAGCAGAGCACGUGGACCAUCCCCGCUGACCUCAAGGCCGCACGGGAGAGGGCUGCCGCAGAACAAGCAGCAGCGGCAGGCACAGCCGCACCUCCCGCCGCCGCUGCCGCUGCCGCUGCUCCCGCUGCUGCCGCUCCCGCUGCUCUCCCUACAGCACCCGUGACACCAGUAGCACCAGUCAUGCCAGGAGCACCCGGAGCAGCAGCAGCAAUGGCGAGUGUGGUGCCUCCCCUGCCAGGUGUCCCCCCACCCACUGCCGCACCAGGAGCUGUACCUCCUGCUGCCUACGCGUACACGCCUCCUCUCCCAGGGAUGGCGCCGUUGGUGCCAGGCGCAGGGCCGCUGGGUGCUUCCCCUGUGCCGCUUGCUGGUGUUCCUCUGCCUGCUGCCGCUGCUACCGCGCCUGGAAUGGCUGCCCUGACCCCGCCGCUUCCGCCUGCUGCGGCCACACAGGCACAGGUACAACCAGCUCAAGCUGCAGCAGAGGCCAAGGGAGCGCCAGGAGUGAGCAAGAUCAACAUCACGCCCAUCACGGAACCCAAGCCGCCUCCCGCCCCUGUGGGCGAGCCUGUCUAUGCUACCAAGCAGGAGGCCAAGGCGGCGUUUAAGGAGCUGCUGGAGGCGGUGGGGGUGACGUCAGAGGGCACGUGGGAUCAGGCGAUGAAGAAGAUCAUCAGUGACAAGCGAUACGGCGCUCUCAAGACGUUGGGGGAGAGGAAGCAGGCCUUCAAUGAGUACAUAACGCAGCGCAAGAAGCAGGAGGUGGAGGAGAAACGGCUGCGGCAGAAGAAGGUGCGCGAGGACUUCAUCGCCAUGCUGGACGAGUCCAAGGACCUCUCCUCCUCCAUGCGCUGGCAGAAAGCGGCGGCGCUGUUUGAGAAGGACCUGCGGUGCGUGGCGGUGGAGUCGGAGAGGGAGAGGGAGGAGCUCUUUGACGACUACCUCGUUGACCUCGUCAAGAAGGAGAAGGACCGAGUGAGGGAGGAGAGGAAGCGCAACAUGGCGGAGUUCAAGCACUACCUCGAGACGUGCGGCUAUGUCACCUCCGCCACGCACUACCGCAAGGUGCAGGACCGCCUGGAGGAGCAUGAGAGCUGCGCCAAGCUCGAUAAGAUCGACCGCCUUGAAGUCUUCCAGGAGCAACAGCGGCGCCAGGAGCGCAAGAACCGGGAUGGCUUCCGGCGGCUGAUGGACGAGCACAAGGCGGCGCUCACCCUCACUGCUCGCACUCGCUGGCGUGACUACGUCAACGUGGUAUGUGUGGAUCUACUCUAUCCCUCCCAUGUCAACGUGGUGAAGGACGAGCCGGCGUACAUGGCAGUAGCAGCCAACCUGGGCGGGUCAACGCCCAAGGAGCUCUUUGAGGAUGUCAUUGACGACCUCGACAAGCAGUACAAGGAGGACAAGGACAAGAUCAAGGACCUCAUCAAGAAGAAGAAGGUGCGUUGUAGUAAUCAUGGGGCUCGUCUCGUUGUCCUCGAGGCUAGAGCACGUAAGGCCUCCACCCCACCCCACCUGUCCUCUGACAAGGAGGACAAGGACAAGAUCAAGGACCUCAUUAAGAAGAAGAAGCCAUUCAUCUAUCUUCCCCUACUGCCUUCUAACUCAUCCCCUAUUCGUGUGUCAAAAUCGUUGCACCCCCCAACAGUGAGCCCCCGACUUGCUUCCGCCCUGACCCUACCCCCCUCUCUCCGAUUUCUCGUGCCCUCCACCUCCCAAUCUUUCUCCUCCUUCCCCCCUCCCCUCCUUCCUUUCUCCUCCCCUCCUUCCUUUCUCCUCCCCUCCUUCCUUUCUCCUCCCCUCCUUCCUUUCUCCUCCCCUCCGCGAUUUCCCCCCCAGGUGGUGGUGACGUCAGCCACCACCUUCGAGGCGUUCAAGGCUGCUCUGGGCUACGCCCCUCCACCUCCCCCGCCGCCUCCCCUCGCUGCUGCUCCCGAUGCUGGUGCUGGCACGGCAGUAAAGGCGGAGGCGAAGGAGGAGGGGAAGGAGGGAGAUGUGGAGAUGAACGGAGUGAAAGAGGAGGGGGGCGUGAAGAAGGAAGACGGAAUUACGGAGGAGGGAGCAAAGGAGGGAGCGAAGGAGGGAGAGGGGGAGGCAGGGAAGGUGAAGGAGGAGCCUCAGGAGGAGGGCAAGGAGGGAGGAGAGGCGGGAGCUGCUGAGGACAACAAGACAACAGUCAAGCAGGAGGAGGGCGACAAGGCAGUGAAGCAGGAGGAGGGCGACAAGGCAGUGAAGCAGGAGGGCGCGGGCCCGGCGAAGAAAGAGGAGCAGGCGGAGGAGAGCAAGGAGGGCAAGGAGGAGGUGAAGCUGCCGCCACCGCCACCGCUGCCACCGAAAGCUGAUGAGUCGACUCCUAAGGUCGCCGAUAUGAGCCUCAAGAUAGUGUGGGAGGAUCUGGUGGAACGAGCAGUGGAGAGGGAGGAGAAGGAGGCUCGGCGCAAGAAGCGGCUGGCAGAGGACCUCGCGGACGCAUUGAGGGGCGUCAAGGGGCUCUCUGGGAGCAGCACGUGGGAGGAGGCGAAGCCACUCGUUCAGUCGCUGUCAGAAUACAAGGCGAUACCGGAGGAGGCGGAGAGGCGCAAGGUGGUGGAGGAGCAUGUGGCUCGGCUGCUGCACAAGGAGAAGAAGAGGGAGAAGGAGAAGGAGAAAGAGAAGGAGAAGGAGAGGAAGAAGAAGGAAGAGAAGGUGAUGAUGAUUCCACUUGUUCUUUCCUUCCUUUCCACUGUGAUUCCACUUGUUCUUUCCUUCCUUUCCACUGUGAUUCCACUUGUUCUUUCCUUCCUUUCCACUGUGAUUCCACUUGUUCUUUCCUUCCUUUCCACUGUGAUUCCACUUGUUCUUUCCUUCCUUUCCACUGUGAUUCCACUUGUUCUUUCCUUCCUUUCCACUGUGAUUCCACUUGUUCUUUCCUUCCUUUCCACUGUGAUUCCACUUGUUCUUUCCUUCCUUUCCACUGUGAUUCCACUUGUUCUUUCCUUCCUUUCCACUGUGAUUCCACUUGUUCUUUCCUUCCUUUCCACUGUGAUUCCACUUGUUCUUUCCUUCCUUUCCACUGUGAUUCCACUUGUUCUUUCCUUCCUUUCCACUGUGAUUCCACUUGUUCUUUCCUUCCUUUCCACUGUGAUUCCACUUGUUCUUUCCUUCCUUUCCACUGUGAUUCCACUUGUUCUUUCCUUCCUUUCCACUGUGAUUCCACUUGUUCUUUCCUUCCUUUCCACUGUGAUUCCACUUGUUCUUUCCUCUUCCCCUCUCUCGGAUCACAUCUCAACUCCUUCUGUUACCACCUUACCACCUCAUCUUACAUUCUCCCUCUUGCCUGUGCCUGCGAAGAAAGAAGAAGAGAAGAAGGAGAAGGAGAAGAAGGAGAAGGAAGAGCGGGAGAAAGAGAAAGAGGAGAAGGAGAAGAGGAAGGAGAGAGAGAAGAAGGAAAAGGAGGAGAAGAGGGAAAAGGAAAAGGAGAAGGAGAAGGAGAGAGAGAAAGAUAACGAAAAGGAGAAGGAGAAACGGGAGAAGGAGAAGGAGAAGGAGAAGGAGAAGGCGAAGGAGAGAAGCAAGGAGAGGAAGGGAGAGGAGAGUGAAAGUGAUUCUGAGAAGGUAAGUGAGGAUCGGAGGAGCAAGGGCAAGGAGAGAGCAAAGAAGGAUAAAGGCAAGGAAGCAGAGGGAAGCAAAGAAGAUAAGGCGAAAGGGGACGAGAAGGAUAAGAGGGAUGGGGCUGAGGACAAGAAGAGAGAUGGGGAGAAGAAGAGGAAGGAUAGGGGAGAAUCGGAUGAGAGCGAGGGAGAGGAGGAAGAGUUAGAGGAGGGAGAGGACAGGCCUAGGGGCAGCAAGCAGGCGAGGAAGAGUGGUGAUGUGUCUGAUGAGGAAGGAAAGGAGCGCGCGAAAGGGAAGGAGUUGGAACGAUCGAAGGCAAAGGAGAAGAGGAAGGAGCACAGGAGGAGGUCUAGGAGGGACGAGAGUGAGGAUGAGGAUGAGGAGGAUGAGGAAGAGAGGGAGAAGGGUGGGAAGAAGCGAGAGAAGAGGGAUAGGGAGGAGGAGAAAGAGAAGAGUCGAUCCAAGGAUAAGCGAGAGAAAGAUGAGAAGGACGAGAAGGGGAAGGGGAAGGAGAAGGAGAAGGAUAGGGAGGAGAAGAAGAAGGGGAAAGGGAAGGACGAUAAGGAAAGGGAGAAGGAGAAGGAGAGGAAGCACAGGAGGAGGCAUCGGGAUGAUGAGGAGGAUGAGGACGAGGAGGAGGAUGAGAAAGAAUCUCGCAGGUCCAAGCGUAGCAAGGGCAGCAGCAACCACCGGCGGUCCUCCCGCAAGGACCAUGAGAGUGACAGUGAGUCAGAGGACAGCGGGCACAGGAGCAAGGAGCGUGAGAGGAAGCACCGCAGCAGCAAGUCCAAGAAGUCGUCACACCGCUCGCGAGCAGAUGAGGAUCUGGAGGAUGGGGAAGUGGUCCCAGCAGUGCUCCAUCCGUUCCGUCUGUUCUACCGGAUAAGCUACCCGAGUCGCGUUCCCCGUACCACACCAUCGCCGCACCCCUCGCGUUCAACCGCUCCACCGCCGCACCCCUCGCGAGUGGCAAUGGCGGAAGCAAGUCAUACAAAGGCGGUCGCCGCCCCUUUUUCCAUAGCGCUCGCUCCUCCGCACGCGGCGGAUUCCACAGCGCCAACGGCGGCGCCAGUCGCGGCGUCAGUUGCGGCGCCAGUUGCGGGGGAGAUGGAGGCGCCGUUGAUCGAGCCGUCGCACACGCUGAGCGAUAGUAUGCCCGCUGGCACGCACGUGGUGCGCCCAAUAGGAGGGGGAAGGGAUGGGGGGGGAGGGGGGAUUGGGGGAGGGGGGGAGGGUCGGGAGAAGGGAGGGGGCCGUGCGGGGAAGUCGUUGGCAAAAAAAAAGCUAUUGGAGAGGACCAGCUCCGCUCUCUUCAUCCGCCUGCCGUCCCUCCACUGCGCCAAUCCCCCCUUCUCAUCUCUCCCGUCCACUGGGCUAAUCCCCAUUUCCCCCUUGCGACCAAUCCCCCUUAACCCUCCCCAAUUCUUCCCCCCAGCUACUGGAGAGGACCAGCUCCGCCCUCUUCAUCCGCAUCCCGCCCCUCCAGCCGGCCAAAGCGGCGCUCGGCUUCACGGGGAGCCGACACCCCUGCCGCCCUUCACACCUGUUGUCUGUCUCAGCUCUCUGCGCACUGUGAGCCCUCGGAACGGUGUUGAGGGGUGGGGUCCGGAGGGAUGGGGAGGGGUAGUGCUGAGCGUAUGCUAUGCGUUGUGUGUGCACGAUGCAAACAUACAAUUCUCUGUACCAAUACCCCUUCCCUUCAACCUCCCCACUCCACCCUUCCGAACCCCUCUCUUCUACACAUCCCUCUUCCAUGCCGCCAAUGUCAGCCUGGCCGUGCUGAGCGUGUGUGCAGCAUUCAUGGUGCGCUUAAUGCGAACGCGCCUCAUGGCAGUCGUCAGCGUGUGUGCAGCGUUCACGGUGCGCACGAUGCAAAUCGACGGCUCACAGCUGCUGCACACGUGGCAGCUGUUUGAUUGGACCAUCGACACCACCAUCCCCACCGCAUCCAUCAUUCGCGUCUCCCUCUGCAAAAUGGAGUGGGGGGGUUUGUUGAGUGGUGCUGAGGGGUGCAGACGGGUGUUGAGGGGUGUUGGAUGGACAAAUGACACCAGCAUCCCCACCACGUCCAUUCAGCUAGUCUCCCUCUGCGGAAUGGUAAGAUCCUCACAUCACCUCCUCCCUCGCAUCACCUCCUCCCUCGCAUCACCCCCUCCCUCGCAUCACCUCCCCUGCGCCCCACACCCCUCACCACUUCCCCUCUUUCAGGAGAAACGCUUUGACACGACGUACUUCUGCCGAGUAGCAGCAGCAGACGGCAAGCAGCUUGACUUCGGGGGGCAUUUGCGCCGCAAGGAGUGCGUGUGGCUGCAGCACGAGGAGAGGCGCUCCAGCACGACGUACUUCUGUCGAGUAGCAGCAGCAGACGGCAAGCAGCUUGACUUCGGGGGGCACCUGUCUCUAGAGGAGAACGUGUGGCUGCAGCACGAGGUGUCCUCGUACCUGCUCUCCCUGGCUGCCGAGUCCGUUUGA